ACUGUUACGGAAAGUGUGUGUGAAGGCUUUUAUUCCUCUUCAAAUGUUCUCUUCGUUCUCUUUAUGAGUUGCGGUCAGGAAAAAUUUUUUGUUUAACGUAGAAUAAUUCAAAACAUAAGUUUUAGAGAUUGCAAGUGUGAUACAGCAAGAUCACCAUGUCACAAGAAAAAUGUACACAGCGACCAAAACGGGUCAUAACCAAGCCUCCUCGAUACCAGUCAACAUCGUCAGAUGAACAACCCCAGAAGAGACGCUUUGCAGCAUCUGCUACAACUGGUACCAUCCACGACGACAUUGGGGAGAUAACAAGAACUCUGGAAGAGGAAGAUGCACACUCACACCCCAUCCAUACAAACAUACACAAACACAUUACCAACACAAACACAUUUUAUAUCGAAUAAAGAAAACGAACAAGUUUUCUACAGCAACAGUUUGCCUCAGUUGCGAACUCCACAACCAUUGCAGGAGAGAAGCUUCCAAUUUGGGUUGAGUGGCCAGGAUGGUGCAAUUUUCCCUAUGCAGGAUACUCAACAUGAUAAUUUAGAAAAAAGGAGAACGGAAGCACUCUUGAGCAGAAUGGAGGAACGUAUAAGUAACAUGGAGGCUGAAAUAAAGAAAAUAACUGCAGGUAUAAAUAAAAUAUUAAGGUGCGUUCAGGAUCAUCGAUCCGCAGUGCGAAAAUCAGAUGGCUUACCUAUUACAAGUAUGGAACAGAUGCAGGAGUUUGAAGAAUCGGUAGAACAACAUUAUACCGAUGUUGUCAAUUAUUUUCAUUAUAUUGGCGGCUUCACUUUAAAGGAAGCAACCAAUCUUUGCCUCAAAGAGGCUUUGCACGACACACUGGCGUUGUCGUAUACUUGGUUUGGCCGCGAUGAAGGACGUCAACCAUUAUAUAAAACUCGGCUUGUUAAGGCCAUCUAUAGUAAGAAAUAUUUUCAGUCUUCAGAGAGACAGAGAGAGAGAGAGAGAGAGAGAGAGAGAGAGAGAGAGAGAGAGAGAGAGAGAGAGAGAGAGAGAGAGAGAGAGAGAGAGAGAGCUUAAUGAUUUAACGUGAAGAACACACAAGCAUAGCAAUACUAGAAUUUAAGGUAAAACUACAUAGUAACUGUACUGAUCGUGGAGGGUGUCUGUUGGCCGAUCUCGCGCAAUGGAAAUCGCCACGAAAAACUGAGCGGACCGACGCUUAGAAAAAAGUAUAUUCGCGUUCUCCUCAGUGCUUCGUUGCACUCUUUUUAAAAUUUUAGUUUUUAAUUUUUACUUUUGUUUUUUUUAUAUAAUUAUGCAACAUCAUUGCAUUCCUCGCCAUACAAUCUGCGUUCCACGUAUUACGAUAAAAAGAUGAAAAAUUAACAAAGAGAAGUUCUUUAUACGUUUCAAAACAGUAUUCUUAGAAACGAACUGUCAGUAUAUGUUUCGAGUAUUAUUUGCGAUUAAUUAUUCACGAUAGAGAACAAGUCACCUUCGACAUUUCCAUUCUCUUAAAGCUUAUUACGAGUUAUCUUCCGGCGGUGCGCGGAAUACUGGUUGAUUAACGUCUUUUGAAAGAGAAAGUUCACUUGUAUUUCGACUUUCACGUAUUCCUACGCAACCUAUGCAUUACGCUCGAGAAACGAGGGAUAGCACUUGUUUUGCGCACACUUAUCCGUAGAAAUUGCGGUAUGUUGAUUUCGCGAACGACACUGACGAUCGUUCUUAUUUUUGCGUGAAAUAUUCUGGAGGAAAGUUUACAUUACGACUGCGUAUGAUUAUUCCAUCCAUAGUUCACUUCUCGCGAAAACAAGCCAUCCAGCGUUUUUCAAGAGAACUGCGAUUAAUUUCCGGGAGCGUCGAUAAUCACUAUGAUAUUAUAAUAAGCCCAACAAACACAAUGUUACAUGUUAGUUGUAAUUUCCUACUCAACAAUAUAACUGUUACAUAACACGCAUGUUAUAUAACAGUUAUAUUGUUGAGUAGGAAAUUACAACUAACAUAUACGUUAAAUGUAACAUUGUGUGCUGGGAGUGUUAUUGUUGUUGUCAUUAUUAAUAAUCUUAUAUCUACUGACACUAUACUAUCGUGCGUGUCAGUAGAUAUAAGAUUAUUAAUAAUGACAACAACAUUAACACUUAUUAUAUUGCGAAUAAUAAUUUCUUGUGAUUAAAUCUCUGUAUAAAACGUACAAGGAAGAAUUCAAGAUAUUGUAGCUGAUAGAAUUCUAUAAUAGAGAUGGAAGUGACCGAAGAGAGUGUAUUUCUAAAAGUUAUUAUUUGCAAAGAGUAUUUUUCAAAUAUUUUCAAUUAUUUUUUAAUAUUAUAUCAGGAUCCCCCUCUGUAUAAAUUGGUAUAUAUGUUUCAUAUUUGUACAAAAUAAAAUUUAUAUUGUCUACUCACAAA
This is a messenger RNA of Odontomachus brunneus, 2372 nucleotides long. Its product is annotated as protein SHORT ROOT IN SALT MEDIUM 1-like. The coding region runs from base 328 to 1041 and encodes 237 amino acids. NCBI's taxonomy places the organism in Eukaryota, Metazoa, Arthropoda, Insecta, Hymenoptera, Formicidae. The transcript is spliced from 6 exons. The record is from RefSeq and is a predicted model, not a curated record.